Molecule: messenger RNA, 1858 nt
Organism: Cylicocyclus nassatus
Lineage: Eukaryota; Metazoa; Nematoda; Chromadorea; Rhabditida; Strongylidae
Source: the annotation of a GenBank genome assembly
GCUCACAAUCAUGACUCCUUCGCCGCUUGACCUGGAAGAAGUCCACAUAGACAGCAUGGAAUAUCCUGUGAAAUUGAAGGCUUUCAAGUCGUAUUCCCUGCCGGAGGGUAGAAAUCCUUAUCGUCGCGAAAGUAAAAUCAUCAGGCUCAAGAACUCAGUCAGAAAUGGCUUCCAAGGAAGUUUGAGGAGAUUGAGUUCUUAUGCUGGUCGAUUAGCAAAACCAGCUAAUCGCUAUAUCAGAUGGAAUUUGCUAUUUACUUUCUUGAUAUUUCUGUUCAUUUCAUCGUCCAUAUGGGUCCCGACCAUCCCUGGUCUCAAUGAUUUCGCUUUGGAAAUUGUCACUAUCAUUUGCAUAGUUCUCCAUCUUCUGUGGAUGGUUGCUGUCUUCAAUGCUUUACGAUACACAUACCGCCUCAGACGUUAUGCUUCUCAUAAAAUUGAUCUCAGCAAGGUUGAUAACCCCGAAAAUAUACAGGUAAAGCAUUUGGUAGGUAUAUGCAUAUACAAAGAGCCUUUACAACUGAUAAUGGAUACUGUAGAUAGUAUUGCUUCGCAACCAGAUGCUAAACAGAAAAUCACAUGCUUAGUCGGUAUGGAAGAAGGUACACCUGAUAAAGAAAAGAAGAAGCAAAUUCUUCAUGAAAAAUACGAGUCACAAUUUGACCGCUUCAUAGUCACUUUUCAUCCAAAAAAUUUGCCAGGAGAUAUCCCAGGUAAAUGCUCCAAUUUCAAUUACGCCUGCCGUCAGGCAGUUAAACAACUACGACUCGAUAAGAACUACCCACUUGACAAAUUUGGCAACAAAGUAGAGCUUCUUGUGACAACAGGAGAUUGUGAUUCCAUAUUCGGUGAGAGAUAUUUUGAUGCCAUGGAGGAGGACUACUGGAAACUUACAGCUGAGCAGCGACGCUCUACUGUAUGGCAAUCACCUCUUUUCUAUUGUAUCAAUCUUGACAAGUCUCCUUUCUUUGUAAGAGUCACUGGUUUACUGAGAGCUUUCUUUAUGAUGGGAUUCUUGAUACCUUGGAAUAUCAACACAAUGAGCAUUUUCUCAUUGACUUUGCCUUUGCUUGAAGCUGGUGAAUAUACGCAUCCAGGCUACCAGAUGGACGAUAUAAUUGCGUUAAUCAGAUGGUCGCUAGCUGUCAGACGAAAAUGUAUAAUCCGUUCGAUUCCGGUUGCCACUCUAAGUGGGCCAACGAGCGGCAAAAAUUACGUAGAUGAAUGGUACGAAUGGGCACGACAGGUUCGUAGAUGGACAAUAGGUGCAGCUGAGGUCUUCCAUUACUUCGUCAUCAAGUUCUUCCGGCUACCAGUCCUAGUGUCGUUUGCUUUCGCCUUCAAAUUCAUUUUCUAUUACGGUUUCCUGCUUUGCAUAGCAUCUGUAUACACUAUUGUUGCUCCCCUUGUUACACCAGCCAUGUUGAGCGCGGUUGAUCAUGGAGUUUGGGGAUUGGUGAUUCCAUCUGGAGAUGUGUUCACAUGGAUUAUGCUUGGCUUCCUUGGCUUGCAGUAUAUUUGGUUCUUCUUUGUUUUUCUUGUAAAUUAUUUAUGUGAACCGGUUUUCCCGGCUGGUACAAAGGACAAAACUGGCUUUAUUCGUAACAUAUUCCAUCUUUUAAUGACGUGGCCCACAAUAACCAUGUACUGCAUAGUAGAAUUAGUAGCUUUCUUAGAGGUUACUGUACGUGGAAAAGCAGUGUGCUCACACAAUGCUUCCAAGAAGGAUAAUCUUGUUGCUCCAGUCACUAAUAUACCAGACAGAAUGGAGGUUUAAUUACGGGAUGUGAUAAGAAAAAUUGCGGGUAGCUUUGGGCAUUAUAGUGAGAUAUCUGAUGUUCAAUAAAAAGUUUUUGAA